CAGAAAUGAGAAAUGUAAUAAACACUUUGGAGUAAGCAAGCUUUUCGCAAGUUCCGCGCCUCGUUCCCUCUCCCCUCUGCGACAGUUGAAAUUGAUUGAGAAUCAAGUCACCAACCAUUGCGCAGUUAAGUAGUACUACUGUGUAGUAGCAUUGAAUAAAGGUAGCGAAACGAAGAGAGCAUCCUCAGAUGAGGUUCGAUUUCUCUAUACCCGAAGUGGAUACAGACGACCGGCAAGCCCUUACACCUACAACGACGCCAAAGGAGGAAGUUGAAUGGGUGCCGCUUCAGAACCACCGCAUCUUCACCACCGGCAGCUCUGGCGUCGCCCGUCUCUCCACAUCUCGAACGCCUCCUGCCAACCUCAUUGCCUGGGACGGAGCCUCCCGCCUUUACUUCUGGGACUCCGACAAGCAAUGCCUCCAUCGUCUCUCCAUUCGUUUGGGCGAUCCGGAUCCCACUUCCGUUGUUGCGUCUUCGUCCUCUAAGGUUUUGCAACCUGAUAUUCAAUUACACUUUGUGGUCAACAAGAUCUCCAUAAACGGAAAUGGAUCAGCAUUGCUUCUUGCAGGUUCAGAUGGCCUAUUCAUAAUGCAUCUUUAUGGAAGAACUUCUACAAAAGAUAAUACCAUUAUUUGCAGGACUAUUUCAAUUGGUUCCAAGAUCUAUUUUGAUAACAACAACUUCAUACGUGCAUCACAAGUUUCAUGGCAUCCAUAUAGUGAUACCCAUUUGGGAGUUCUUUCUUCUGAUUCAGUUUUCAGGCUUUUUGAUUUAUCUUCUGGUCUUGAGCAACCAGAGCAGGAAUACUAUUUACAGCCAGUGCAACCAGGAAAAUGCUGCAGUGCUGCAUCAACCUGCCCUGUCGCAUUUUCGUUUGGUGGUGAACAUUUAUGGGACAGGUUUAGUGUAUUUAUUUUAUUUUCUGAUGGUUCUAUCUACAUUCUUUGCCCAGUUGUUCCUUUUGGGAGUAUCUACAGAUGGGAAGCUAUUGGAGAAAUAUAUAAUGAUGCUCAAGCAUUUGGGCUGAAAUCAUCUAACUCAAGAGCUGUUAGUAAUUCUAGUCUGGCUAUUGCAUGGUUGGAAACCACAUUUCCUGAAUUAUCUCACCAAGAAAUGGAAGGAUGUAAUUUUCCAGCACUCAAAGCUCAUCCAUAUGCACCUUUUGAUGCAUCCCUUACAUUGCAGGGGCCUCUCCGUAAAGUAUGCCAUGGUGAGGAAGAGGAAGAUUCUGGAGUUCGAGGUGCAGUAUGUGAAGGUCAUGCAGUGGGUUUUCUUUAUAAUUCAAUCAGCAAGGAUUCAGUUUUGGUAACUGCCUGGAGCAGUGGACAGUUGCAGAUAGAUGCCCUAGCUGAUGAAAUCCAACCAGUCUGGAAUCUUGAUAAUCGGCCUCGAAUUUCUGUUGAUUCUCAUGAUCAUAUCAUUGGACUUGCCAUGAUUUGUGAAUCAAACCCAGAGGAGUUUUCUAUUGUGAAGUUCGACCAGCCACUAGAUCACACAGUUUGGUUAGGACAUCCACCCCCUCUAUUGAGACUGGCUGUUGUGGAUUUGGCUUUACCUAGGAAGGUAGAUUAUGGAUCUCUUCUUUCAUUGUUUGCUGAUCCCCUUAUCCCAGAGAGAAUAUAUUGUGUCCAUGGUGGUGGAAUAGACUCAAUAGUGCUCCAUUUUCUCCCAUUUACUAGUCAGAUAAAUGGGAAGGAUGAAUCCAUGGGGGUUCCUUCUGUGCAUCCUGUUCUUAAUACUUGUCUGGAGGAAAGCUCCUCUCCAUCUCCUCUUUGGGGUUUUGUAGCACUGGCAGAUUCAUUUGGGUAUUCAUGGAUUGUUGCAGUCACCUUAUCUCAAGAAUGUAUUGUGCUAGAAAUGAAGAGUUGGAAUGUGUUGCUUCCCCUUCAUGUUGAUGUGGGCAAGAAACAGAUUGGUUCAGAAGAGAUUCCAGAAGUAGACACUCCUGAUAUUAUAAGCAAAGAGCUCCUUAGCAUCCCUAAGGUGGAUUUUGUUCCUCAGGCUUCACCUAACCUGCGCUCCAUGACUGCUGAUUCGAUUGAAGGCCGAUCAACGCUUCAUAGAUACUUCAAACUCUUCCAUGAAAAUUAUGUGGAGUAUGCACACAAGGUCUUCUUUGAACUCAAACAUCACAGCGCUCAGCUGAAGAGAAUUAUAGAUGAUCAGCAUUCUCGUUUACAUGAAGCACAGCAGAGGCUUAUGAAUGUUGAGGAGAAACAGCCAAAGUUGGAUGAUCGGGUAAAUCAUGCAGUUCAGGUGCAUAGAUUUCUGGAAGAGCGUUUAUUGCGCUUGAGAAACUUGCCUGGGCCCCAUAAGAAAUCAUUAUCUAGAGCAGAACGCCAGUUCAAGACAGAACUAGAAAACCUUCAAGAUCUGGAGCUGGAAGCUUUGCGUUCUUCUAUUAAAGCUCUAAAUACAAGGUUGAAGAGGUAUGCUCAAUCUCCUCAAGGCAGUGCAUCAAUAAUGCCUACGAGGAAGGCCCAUGUGCCUGAUUCCCAGGUCUCCCACCUAAGAUCAUUGGUUGAGAAGCUUUCACUCGUCAAUACUGACAAUUCAAAAAAGGUCAAGCUUGUUGAAUCUGCAUUGAGGAGUCAAGAGAGUGGCAAGAGAUAUGAUAUGCAUCUGCAGCCAUAGCUAACUUUUUUGAACUGCCUGGGUUGCAAAGUCUAUUUGAGUCUGUUAAAGGGAGGCGGGCAUGACUGGCAAGAUUUGUGAGUUGCUGCAAAUGCCAAUAUUGUAAAUCAUUUCUUUACUAUUAGUUACAGUUGAAAAGUGUGAUAAUGAAUUCCGUUGUUGUAGGGCCUUCAAUAAACCAAACCAUACAUAUUAGCAGACAGCCCAGUAGUGUAUCUUGAACUGUUUCUUCUCAUUAUUAGCAGCGAGCACCAAAGGGAUGUACCACCGCCUCUUUGUAUUAUAUGCGUA
Nelumbo nucifera (sacred lotus) is the source of this 2927-nucleotide messenger RNA. RefSeq names its product nuclear pore complex protein-like protein (gene MOS7). The record is from RefSeq and is a predicted model, not a curated record. Gene Ontology annotation, biological process: protein import into nucleus; mRNA export from nucleus; ribosomal small subunit export from nucleus. Gene Ontology annotation, molecular function: structural constituent of nuclear pore; protein binding. NCBI's taxonomy places the organism in Eukaryota, Viridiplantae, Streptophyta, Magnoliopsida, Proteales, Nelumbonaceae. Gene Ontology annotation, cellular component: nuclear pore.